UUCAGAUCGGACUGCUUCGUCUACGAACACUCUUCUACCUCAGCUCCUCAUCGGAGCCUCUCAUCGGAAAUAAUGGCUCUCCCGACGGCGUUUCGAGGUUCUUUGAUUUUCUUCUUCAUUGCGAUUUCUACAGUUUACGGUGUCUCCGCGGAUUCGAUCAAGGGAUGCGGUGGUUUUGUCGAGGCGAGUUCGUCUUUGUCCAGUUCACGGAAAGCGGGCGAUGGGAAACUGGAUUAUUCUCACAUCACGGUUGAGCUUAGAACAGUAGAUGGAUUGGUUAAGGACCAAACACAGUGUGCUCCAAAUGGGUACUAUUUCAUCCCCGUAUAUGACAAGGGCUCGUUCAUUCUCAGAAUAAAUGGACCUGAAGGAUGGUCUUGGAACCCGGAUAAGGUCCCUGUUGUUGUUGAUGAUUCUGGUUGCAACAACAAUGAGGAUAUUAAUUUCCGCUUCACGGGUUUUACCUUAUCUGGCAAAGUCCUUGGAGGUGUUGGUGGGGAGAGUUGCGUGAUAAAGAAUGGAGGUCCAUCGGGUGUGAAUGUUGAAUUGUUUUCCCCAAACGAUGAUCCAAUUGCUUCUGUUGUCACAUCAUCAGAUGGAAAUUAUUUAUUCAAGAACAUCAUUCCAGGUAAAUACAAAAUCCGUGCAUCCCAUCCAGAUCUGAAGGUUGAAGUUCGAGGUUCCACGGAGGUGGAACUCGGGUUUGCAAAUGGCAUGGUUGAUGACAUAUUCUUUGUCCUUGGGUAUGACCUCAAGGGUUCAGUUGUCGCUCAGGGGAAUCCAAUCCUGGGUGUUAAUGUAUAUCUGUACUCAGAUGACGUUGCUGAGGUAGAUUGUCCCCAAGGAUUUGGUGAUGCUUCUGGAGAAAAGAAAGCUCUCUGCCGUGCUGUGUCUGAUGCUGACGGAACUUUCAGUUUCAAGUCAAUCCCCUGUGGAAAGUAUGAACUGGUACCAUACUACAAGGGUGAGAACACAGUCUUUGAUAUUUCACCUUCUGUAUUGCAUGUGUCCGUCGAGCAUCAACAUGUAACUACUCCCCAAAAAUUUCAGGUAACUGGCUUUUCCAUUGGGGGUCGUGUAGUUGAUGGAUAUGGCAUGGGAGUUGAGGGUGUGAAAAUCUUAGUAGAUGGUAAUCAAAGAUCUGUCACUGACAAGGAGGGUUAUUACACGCUUGAUCAGGUUACGUCAAAUCACUAUACGAUAGAGGCGAUUAAGGAGCACUACAAGUUUGACAAGCUGAAGAAAUUCUUGGUUUUGCCGAAUAUGGCUUCACUUCCGGAUAUCAGUGCUGUAUCUUAUGAUAUCUGUGGUCUAGUACGAAUGUUUCGUUCUGGUUACAAGGCAAAGGUAGCUUUGACUCAUGGACCCACGGAUGUCAAACCGCAAAUGAAGCAGACGAGUGAAAGUGGAACUUUCUGUUUUCAGGUUCCACCAGGUGAAUACCGGCUAUCUGCUUUGUCUGCUACACCAAAGACUUCUUCUGAGCUUCUGUUUGUACCAGCUUAUGUGGAUGUUGCUGUCAAAAGUCCCCUUUGUUUUCUUUCUUUUUGCCCUUUUUUUUGUAAAUUGAUUCAGGCACGAGUCAAUAUUCAUGGGUCUGUUACUUGCAAGGAGAAAUGUGGCCUUUCUGUUUCGGUGACGCUUGUGGGAGUGGCUGGAAACCGUGACAAGAAGACAGUUGCUUUAACUGAUGAGAGCAAUGAAUUUCAUGUUUCAGACGUCUUGCCUGGCAAAUAUAGGCUUGAGGUCAAAAACAUUAUGCCGGAAGCCGCUUCAAAGGAAGAUAGUUGGUGCUGGGAGCGCAGCUCCAUUGAUGUGGAUGUUGGAACUAAGGAUGUUGAAGGGAUUGAAUUUGUCCAAAAAGGUUAUUGGAUUAAUGUUAUUUCCACCAAUGAUGUGGAUGCUAGUAUGAUUCAGCCCAAUGGAUCACCGACUGAUUUGAAAAUUAAGAAAGGUUCUCAGAAAAUAUGUGUUGAAUCACCCGGGGAGUACGAACUACAUUUUUCCAACUCAUGCAUUUCCUUUGGGAGUGAUUCAGUGAAGAUAGAUGUGUCAAAACCACAGCCUGUUCAUCUCAAGGCAGAGAAGUACCUCCUCAAAGGUGUGAUAAAUGUAGAGUUCAGCUCAACUCAUAUCGAGUCUGAAUUGCCUGAGAGUUUCGUUGUUGACAUUCAAGACAAGGAAGGAAAUGUUGUCGAGAGUAUUGCUGCCAAACUUGCAUCUGAUGAGCAUGGCGUUUAUGAGUACAAUCUAUGGGCACAUCUUGGAGAAAAGAUUAAUUUUAUUCCUCGGGAUUCUAGGAGUGAUGUAGAGAAGAAGAUCUUGUUUUAUCCUAAACAACAUCAUGCUGUGGUGUCAAAUGAUGGAUGCCAAGCUUCAGUUUCCCCAUUCACUGGUCGACUUGGCCUUUACAUACAAGGAUCAGUUUCUCCUCCUCUUUCUGGUGUUCAUAUUAAGGUUCUUGCCGCCAAAGAUAGCCAUAUUUCUCUACUCAAGAAAGGUGAAUUAGCUGUUGAAACUAGCACUUCAGCAGAUGGUUCAUUUGUUGCUGGGCCUUUGUACGAUGAUAUAACUUAUGAUGCCGAGGCUUCAAAGCCUGGCUACCACAUAAAAAGACUCGGACCAUAUUCCUUCUCUUGUCAGAAGCUUGGUCAGAUCUCCGUCCGUGUAUAUAUCAAGGAUGAUGAAGAGAAUCCAAUACCUUCGGUGCUAUUAUCAUUAAGUGGUGAUGAUGGCUACAGAAAUAAUUCUGUAUCUGGUGUUGGUGGACAAUUCAUAUUUGAUAGCUUAUUUCCAGGGAAUUUCUAUUUGCGUCCACUGCUUAAGGAGUAUGCUUUUUCACCUUCAACACUCGCUAUAGAACUUGGAUCUGGGGAAUCUAGGGAAGCUGUCUUUGAGGCCACUCGGAUUGCCUACAGUGCUAUGGGUAGAGUCGCUCUUGUAUCUGGUCAACCAAAAGGUGUUUCAAUUGAAGCUCGGUCUGAGUCCAAAGGGUACUAUGAGGAGACGACGAGUGAUUCGAAUGGAAAUUAUCGUUUGAGAGGACUGCAUCCAGAUACAACUUACGUAAUCAAAGUGGCGAGAAAGAACGGUUCAGGCAACAAUGGAAUUGAACGCGCAUCACCUGAUUCGGUUUCUAUUAAGGUUGGUUAUGAAGAUAUGAAGGGGCUCGACUUUUUGGUAUUCGAACAGCCAGAAACGACAAUAUUAACUUGCCACGUUGAAGGACAGCGCAGCGAUGAACUGAACUCGGAUCUGCUUGUGGAGAUCAAAUCGGCCAGUGGUGAUGGAUCCAACAUAGAGAAUGUGUUUCCACUACCACUUUCAAACUUCUUCCAGGUGAAAGGCUUGUCCCGAGGAAAACACCUUCUUCAGCUUAAAUCAAGUAUUCGUCCAAGCUCCCUCAAACUCGAGUCAGAGAUAAUAGAGGUGGAUCUUGAAACAAACUCCCAAAUCCACAUUGGCCCUCUUCGGUACACUCUCACGGCAGAUCAUCAGAGUCAGGAUGUGACAGCAGCACCUAUUUUGCCACUCGUAGUUGGUGUUUCAGCAAUUGCUCUUUUCCUCAGCAUUCCCAGGUUGAAAGACGUAUACCUGGCAGUUGUUGGGACACCGUCCUCGGGUUUUGUUUCUUCAGCCAAGAAGGAACCACGAAAGCCCGUUGCUAGGAAGAAGGCAUUCUGAGGAUUUCAUCACCUUUUAGUUUAGCCGAUGUGAGAGGUUCAUAUCUCCAAAACUCGGGAACUCUCUCUUCCACAUUCGGAAACUUGCAAGCUGCUUGCAUAGAUUGGAGUUUUGUCACAGCAGCUGACUUCUAGUCAGGACAAUUGAACGGUUUCAUAGGGAACGAUUGCUUCGGGUUAUCCCUUAGAGAGAUGCUUUUACUUAGUUAUGGUUAUCACUGAUUUUUUUUUUGUUCAUCGUAAUCAGGGUUCUGAUUGAAUAGCGACAUCAGAAUUCAUCGCAGGUAUUUUAUUAUGUUCUUCUCUAGUGUUAUUGCUAUUGCUUUGUCUC
This is a messenger RNA of Tarenaya hassleriana, 4014 nucleotides long. RefSeq names its product nodal modulator 3. Bases 73 to 3684 code for a protein of 1203 amino acids. Gene Ontology annotation, molecular function: carbohydrate binding. The record is from RefSeq and is a predicted model, not a curated record. The transcript has 27 exons. Gene Ontology annotation, cellular component: endoplasmic reticulum membrane. Lineage: Eukaryota; Viridiplantae; Streptophyta; Magnoliopsida; Brassicales; Cleomaceae.